AUGGCAACCACGACCGUUCCUCCUCCUACCUACGUGGUCGGUGACUCCCCGCCCUCCUAUGAGGAGGUCGCCAACAAAGUCAACCAGCUGGUGGGCAGUGACGCUACGCCCCAGAAGUAUUUGGACGUCGCGACUUCACUCUCUGAAGAGGAACGAAAAGUUCUCAGCGAUGGAGCCGAGGCCAACAAUCCCAUCAAGACCGAGGAUGAUAAGAGAAAGCUGUCGCUGGGUGCCGCAAAGACCAUGUCCAAGGAGGACACAGUGGCCAAAUUGCAAGAGGACGCAAGUGCUGCUGGCAAGGCAGUCGUGGCGAUUGAUACCUCGUUCACAGCUUUGCAAGUGAAGAUUGCGGAAAUUGAUCAGCUCGAACAGACAAACUUUCUGGUGCAGUUGAAUGACAAUAAAACCAGUUUCUGUUAUGGGACACGAAUCCUUUAUGCUGAUUUAAUUCAUCUUUGCAAGAAAUACAACGCUGUUCUCACCACUAGCCGCACUUUGGCAGCCGACAUCAGCCAGUAUGGCUCCAACGGAUUCAGAGCCAAGAGCGAACAGAUCAAUAAAGAUUUCGAUGCUCUAGUCAACGACUUCAUUGUGUUUAAGGCUCAGUUCGUUCAGUGGGGUCAAGAUAAGCAAGGGGAACUGAGGCAGGACAUAGCGGACCUACUUGCAGACAUCGGCGUCUUGAAUGACAAGUUGGCCAAGCUGCGUAUAUCUCUGUUGGCCCUCGGUGUGGGUCUGGGAGCUGGCCUGGCAGCAGCUGGUAUUGGACUUGCCUUGUCGGGACCUGUUGCUCCAUUUAUCUUGAUCGGUGGUCUUAUUUUCGCUGGAGCCACAGCUGCUGCAGUGGCCGGCAUCGCCAUUUCCAUGGGCAUUAUACAAAAUGAGAUUGAUGCGAAAAACCAGCAGGUCAAGGAUAAGAACGCCGAGAUCAAUGCCAUUGAUCAAGCUCGAACAGGCUUGGAGACCUUGGGCGAUGAGCAGUUUACCGUUUUCCAACAAAACGUUAAGGUCCUCCAGAGUUACUGGACCGAGGUGCAGGCCGAUGCAGAACAGAUCAAAGAUUGGCUGCAAGAGGGAGCUGACUCGGCGACUUCGCUCAACGAGGCUGUGUCUAUUUACGCAUCUUUGGGCAAGUAUAUGGAUGCGUAUGCCAAGGGCACCACGAUAUAA
Aspergillus niger is the source of this 1170-nucleotide messenger RNA. RefSeq lists its product as uncharacterized. Lineage: Eukaryota; Fungi; Ascomycota; Eurotiomycetes; Eurotiales; Aspergillaceae. The record is from RefSeq and is a predicted model, not a curated record. The coding region runs from base 1 to 1170 and encodes 389 amino acids. The transcript is spliced from 7 exons.